Messenger RNA from Ceratotherium simum simum (southern white rhinoceros), 933 nucleotides. RefSeq names its product olfactory receptor 8B3-like. NCBI's taxonomy places the organism in Eukaryota, Metazoa, Chordata, Mammalia, Perissodactyla, Rhinocerotidae. Gene Ontology annotation, cellular component: membrane. Gene Ontology annotation, molecular function: G protein-coupled receptor activity; olfactory receptor activity. Gene Ontology annotation, biological process: G protein-coupled receptor signaling pathway. The record is from RefSeq and is a predicted model, not a curated record.
AGAAUGGCUCUUGGAAAUGGCUCUUUGGUGACUGAAUUCAUUCUGUUGGGAUUAACAGACCAACCAGAGCUCCAAUUCCCCCUGUUCUUCCUGUUUCUAAUAAUUUACAUGGUCACUGUGUUGGGAAAUAUGAGUUUGAUAUUUCUAAUUGGGCUGAACUCACACCUACACACUCCCAUGUACUUUUUUCUGUUUAAUUUGUCUUUAAUAGACCUCUGUUAUUCUUCUGUGAUUACACCCAAAAUGCUGAUUAACUUCAUAUCAAAGAAUAUUAUCUCCUAUAUGGGGUGCAUGACUCAGCUCUACUUUUUCUGUUUUUUUGGUAUUUCUGAAUGCUACAUGCUGACAUCAAUGGCCUAUGAUCGCUAUGUGGCCAUCUGUAAACCACUUUUGUAUAAUGUUGCCAUGUCCCCUAACGCAUGGUCCAGCCUUAUGCUUGGCUCAUACUUGAUGGCAUUUUCUGGUGCCAUGGCCCACACCGGAUGUAUGCUGAGACUGACCUUCUGUGAUGCAAACACCAUCAACCAUUAUAUGUGUGACGUCUUCCCUCUGCUCAAGCUCUCCUGCACGAGCACCUACAUCAAUGAGCCGGAAGUUUUCAUUGUGGUGGGCAUCAACAUCAUUGUGCCCAGUCUCACCGUCUUUAUCUCUUAUGGUUUCAUCCUCUCCAGCAUCCUCCGCAUCCGCUCCACAGAGGGCAGGUCCAAAGCCUUCGGCACUUGCAGUUCCCACAUAAUUGCUGUUUCUCUCUUCUUUGGAUCAGGUGUAUUUGUGUAUCUCAAACCAUCUUCUGCUGGGUCUAUGGAUGAGGGGAAAAUCUCCUCUGUCUUCUAUACCAAUGUCAUUCCCUCAAUGAACCCUUUAAUCUACAGUUUGAGGAACAAAGAUGUCAAAAUUGCUCUGAGAAGAACUCUGAGUAGGAGAAAGCUCUGA